AUGAACAAGACUUCCAUGAUGGAAUUCAUCCUCACGGGCCUCACUGACAAGACCAAACUUAACAUUCCUCUGUUUAUAAUAUUCCUUCAUAUUUAUGUCACGACUGUGGUCUGUAAUUUUGGUAUUAUCACUGUGAGCUGGGUAGACAGACAUCUUCACAAGCCCAUGUACUUGUUUCUGAGCAACCUCUCCUUUGUUAACCUCAUGUAUUCCUCAUCCGUUACCCCAAAAAUGUUGAGAGACUUUUUGAGCCAAGCCAAGGCUAUCUCGUUUGUCGGCAGCGCCCUACAGAUGUACAUGUUUGUGUCCUUUGCGACCAUAGACUGUCUUAUUUUAGGGCUCAUGGCUUAUGACCGCUACAUCGCCAUCUGUAGUCCACUCACGUACAGUGUCCUCAUGAAUAACAUCUUGAGUCUCCGGCUGUUGAUUGCUGCCUACCUUGAAGGUCUUCUCACAGCCCUUGUCCACACAGUUUCUGUCUUCCAUCUGAAUUUCUGCAGGUCCAAUGUCAUUGAUCAUUUUUUCUGUGACAUCCCACCACUCUUCAAGCUAUCCUGUUCUGAUAUAUCGGUGAACCUUGUUGUUCUGGUUGUGUUAGGAGGUCUAAGCACUCUAGGUUGUCUUAUACUUAUUCUAGUCUCAUACACCUACAUUGUUCUCACCAUUUUGAGGAUUCGCACGGCUCGAGGAAGGUAUAAAGCUUUUAAAACAUGCGUCUCUCACAUGGCAGCCGUCACUAUCUUCUAUGGGACUGUCCUCUUCAUGUAUUUUCGACCAUCUACGAGCUAUGUUCUACAUCAAGAUCGCGUGGCCUCGGUCUUCUACAGUAUACUAAUACCUAUGCUAAAUCCUCUGAUAUAUACUCUUAGGAAUGAAGAAUUUAAGGAAGCUUUACGAGGUUCAGUGAGAGGAUUGAAGGGUAAAUCGUUUUAA
Messenger RNA from Nanorana parkeri, 933 nucleotides. RefSeq names its product olfactory receptor 5F1-like. Gene Ontology annotation, cellular component: membrane. The transcript has a single exon. Gene Ontology annotation, biological process: G protein-coupled receptor signaling pathway; sensory perception of smell. Bases 1 to 933 code for a protein of 310 amino acids. Gene Ontology annotation, molecular function: G protein-coupled receptor activity; olfactory receptor activity; odorant binding. NCBI's taxonomy places the organism in Eukaryota, Metazoa, Chordata, Amphibia, Anura, Dicroglossidae. The record is from RefSeq and is a predicted model, not a curated record.